CAGCAGCAGGCAAGCCGUGGCCCCGCGAAGCCAUGAAGGUGAAGAAGGGCGGCGGCGGGGCCGGCACGCGGGCGGAGCCCGCUCCAGGAGUCUCGAGCUCGAGCGGGGAGCCCACGCGAGAGCCUGGGGCUGAAUCCGAAUCUGGGUCCGAGUCGGAGCCGGAGGCAGGCCCGGGGCCCAGACCCGGGCCGCUGCAGGGGAAGCAGCCCAUCGGGCCAGAGGAUGUGCUGGGGCUGCAGCGGAUCACGGGCGACUACCUGUGCUCCCCCGAGGAAAAUAUCUACAAGAUCGACUUUGUCAGGUUCAAGAUCCGGGACAUGGACUCAGGCACUGUCCUCUUUGAAAUUAAGAAGCCUCCUGCUUCAGAGCGGUUGCCCAUCAACCGGAGGGACCUGGACCCCAACGCAGGCCGCUUUGUCCGCUACCAGUUCACACCUGCCUUCCUCCGCCUGAGGCAGGUGGGAGCCACGGUGGAGUUCACCGUAGGAGACAAGCCUGUCAACAACUUCCGCAUGAUAGAGAGGCACUACUUCCGCAACCAGCUGCUCAAGAGCUUUGACUUCCACUUUGGUUUCUGCAUUCCCAGCAGCAAGAACACCUGCGAGCACAUCUAUGACUUCCCGCCUCUCUCUGAGGAGCUGAUCAGCGAGAUGAUCCGUCACCCAUAUGAGACACAGUCUGACAGCUUCUACUUUGUGGAUGACCGGCUGGUGAUGCACAAUAAAGCCGACUAUUCCUACAGCGGGACACCCUGACCCCUCAAGCUCCCCUACCCAGGAGGCUGUGGCCUGGGCCCUGCACUGUGACCUUGCCAACAUCCCCUCAACUUGGGGAUGCUCUGUGGCCCUGGACCACGGAGUCAGGGUUGGGAGGAAGGGUGCCUGGUGUCCCUAGGCCAAGCCCCUGAACCAGCAGCAAAGGGGGCUGUAGAGCCUUGUAUCCAGGAAGGCUUCCUGCAAAAGAUGCAGCCAGGACUUCCGAUGCCUCGCUCAGGCCUGACUUUCAGAAUAGUGUUUCCGUCUCUAGGCUAUGACUAGGUCAGGUCAGGGAUCCAGUCCCUGUCCCCUGCCCACCACCUCCAGGCCAUUUAGGGUUGUCAACCCACAGAGAAGGAUCCACAGUGGGGCUGGGCCUGCCCCUGGCCCCAGCCCUGGCUUCCCCCACUGGGGCCAAGACACUGCCCGAGGUGUGGGAAGGAUGGGUCCAGAUUGUAGCCUGUGGAAGGACCUGGACCAGCUGUAUAUAGUUUUCAAUAAACUUUCUCCAUUUCUCUUCUCA
Messenger RNA from Jaculus jaculus (lesser Egyptian jerboa), 1278 nucleotides. RefSeq names its product unc-119 lipid binding chaperone (gene Unc119). Gene Ontology annotation, molecular function: lipid binding. The coding region runs from base 33 to 755 and encodes 240 amino acids. The transcript is spliced from 5 exons. Gene Ontology annotation, biological process: visual perception; negative regulation of clathrin-dependent endocytosis; positive regulation of protein tyrosine kinase activity. The record is from RefSeq and is a predicted model, not a curated record. Lineage: Eukaryota; Metazoa; Chordata; Mammalia; Rodentia; Dipodidae. Gene Ontology annotation, cellular component: intercellular bridge; spindle pole; spindle midzone.